ACCUCACUCGACAGACCAUUUAUUUAAUUCUUAAAAAUGAACAUCGCGGCGGAGGCGGCAGCGGGAGAGAAGUUUCAAAGAUUGUGACGGAAUUUUCCAAGAAGUCGAGCAGCAAACUCUUCUCAGGGGGUUGGUUGAUGCUCACCCAAAUCGGGGCGCAGCCGCCGCGGUGGGGCAGUGCGCGUGUGCGGGGGCGGUGCACCCUGCCUCCGCGGCGGGCCCAGCCAGUCAGUCGGUGGCCGCUGGCAGAACGAGAGUACCCUGAUGAGGCCGCGGGGGCCGUCGUGAUGGGCGCCCUGCUGCUGGGCCUGCUGCUCGCCCUAGCCGCCCCACGCCUCGCCCUCGACCCGCCCCCGGCCGCCCUUGUGCUCGCUGGCGAUGACUGCGUGCCGCCUCCGACGGCCGCUGGCCUCCUUGCCCGCAUCAACGCCUCCGACCGCCUCCAGCUGGAGCCCUUGCCUGAUUGUCGAGAUGCAUCCGUUCUGUCAGUGUUGCUGGCCACAGUGACGAAUGGCCGCCUGAUCGUAGCCGCCUUGCCUGAGUCCCUGUGCCCCUUGGCCGCUGCCCUGGCCAGCGUCCGAGGGGCAAAGGUGCUGACCUGGAGCUGCCCGCACAUCGAGGCCUCGCCGAGCUUCGUCAGCCUGGUCCCGGGGACGGCAGCGCAAACACUCGCUCUUAGUAACCUCCACCGGACCUUCAGAUGGCGACGGGUGGUGGUCGUGGAAGAUGACACCUCGGAGUGGAGUCACGAGCAGGCCAGACAACUGCAUAUGGUUCUGCGGGCGGAGACGGUGCAAGUGCUGGCGCGCUUGUCAGUCAGUGCCCUGCUAGCCACCAUGGUCGAUGUACCCCAAUGUCAAGUUGUGAUUCUUUGCGUGCCAAUCGGCACAUCCGCCUUUUCAGAAGCCCUGUCUAUGCUCUCGACAGCCUCCAUAGGCAACCCCCAAAUCUUGGCCUUCGCAAAUCCGUUCGUGCUGCACGCCUCUGCUGUCCAUUUUUCGCCAACGCCUGGACUCAGUCUGCCUCAAAAUCUGCUCAUUUUGGCAGCUGUCGAUGAUUACCCGCAAAUUAAAGUGAAUUCCUCGCAUCCACAAAACGAUCUCAGUCCUUCUCAGUUUUCACUGGUGUCCCGACUGCACGAGGCCGCGGCCCUUUGCACCUCUACCGACGCCCCUUUGAUUACAGGCCUGGAAGGGCAGGCGGUGCGAAUGCGAUCCAACGAGCGGCUUUCCCACUUUUUGCUUUUGCAACCGCAAUGGAACGAUGAAAGCGGAGAGAUGCUUUGGAAGCCGUGCGUGGAUAUGGCGCCAAAUGGAUCGACGACUAUAGUUUCCACCCCUACUUGGUCUUGCUGCGAAGACGUCGCCCAAUUCACGACAUUGCAAAUUGCGGCUGCCGUGAUUGUCGCUUUAGUGAUUGUCGUAACGUUCAGCGUGGGCGCCGUCGGUCUCAGGAGGCAGCUGUUCAAGCAGAAAAUGUCCAAGGGACCGUACAAAGUUAUUCUAACCUCUGCGGAUUUUGUUUUUCCGCAGGUCGGAGACAAUAGACGGGUCGAAGCGGGAAUAGAGGCAAUGCUGUGUUGCUGGCUGCAGCAUUUACAGGAGUUUGGAGCCCCUGAUAUUUCGUCCUCGGACAGACCGGACUUGUUGCAGGGCUCAGUGGCCUCUCUGCGCACGGCCGUGGCCUCUGGCCCCUCCAGCCAAGCCAGUCUGCGCCCACCAAUCGAAAGACGCGCCAGGUACAACGGCGACCUCGUCCACUUGCGGGAUCUUCAAUCCGGGCCAGGUUUUGAGUUGAGGAACAAAGCACUUGACGUGCUUUUGACGCUCCACGGAUUACGGCACGAAAAUGUCGCUGUUCUCAUGGGCUGUCUCGCAGACCCGAGCAGGCCGUGCCUCGUUUGGGAAUGGGCCUCCAGAGGGUCGCUGCAAGACGUGCUGGUUCACGAUGAUAUCAAACUAGACUGGUCCUUCAGACUGUCCCUACUCACAGACUUAGUCAGGGGAAUGCGCUACCUUCACGCCUCGCCGAUAAAGGUGCAUGGCUACCUGAGUUCACGCAACUGCGUGAUCGACUCUCGCUGGGUUCUAAAGGUCACAGACUACGGUUUACCCCUUCUGCUAGACGCUCAGGGGUUGCAGCCCUCACUAAAAACGGCCAGGGAGCUGCUUUGGACUGCACCAGAGCUGCUGAGGGAGCCAGGAUUGCGGCGAAAAGGCACGCAGCCUGGCGAUGUCUACAGCUUUGGUAUUAUCACGCAGGAAGUGGUGCUCAGGGGGGAACCUUUUUGCACACUCAACCUAACUCCAGAAGAAAUCCUGGAAAAGAUUAAGAAGCCGCCUCCUUUGAUAAGACCCUCAGUGUCUAAGGGCGCCGCGCCGCCAGAAGCCAUUAAUAUUAUGCGCCAGUGCUGGGCUGAAAAUCCAGAAAUGAGGCCGACCUUUGUGCAGAUAAACGAUUUGUUUAAAAAAUUGAACCACGGAAGGAAAGUCAACAUUGUUGACACCAUGUUCCAAAUGCUGGAAAAGUACUCCAACAACCUGGAGGAACUCAUCAGGGAGCGCACCGAGCAACUCGACAUGGAGAAACGAAAGACUGAACAACUCCUGAACAGAAUGCUACCUAGCUCAGUUGCCGAGAAACUGAAACUCGGCAUGCCCGUCGGACCAGAAGUUUACCCUGAAGUUACCAUCUACUUUUCGGAUAUAGUCGGAUUUACCACGAUUUCUGCUUACUCGUCGCCCCUGCAAGUUGUGGAACUGCUCAACGAACUCUACACAUGCUUCGAUGCCACCAUCAACGCAUACAGCGUUUAUAAGGUUGAGACAAUAGGGGAUGCGUACAUGGUGGUGGGAGGCCUGCCUGUUCGGAUUGCUAACCACGCGUCUCAGAUCGCAACCAUGGCCCUCGACUUACUCCACCAAAGCGGCACAUUUCGAAUCAAGCAUCUGCCCAAAACACCGCUCAGGUUACGCAUUGGAUUGCACUCGGGUUCCUGCUGCGCGGGAGUUGUGGGAUUGACAAUGCCAAGGUAUUGCCUCUUUGGAGACACCGUGAACACCGCCUCGAGAAUGGAGUCAACAGGCGCUGCCUGGCGCAUUCACGUUUCGCAAGAAACGAGAGACCUCUUAGUUUCUGAAGGAGGGUAUGAGCUCGAGUUCAGGGGGAUCACAGAUAUAAAAGGAAAGGGUCCAAAACCGACGUAUUGGCUACUAGGAAAAACUGGUUUUAACAAAGAGUUGCCCACACCACCACCUUUGGAGGAAAGCCACGGGCUUGACGAAAGUUUAAUACUGUCCUCACUGGCCGAAGCACCUGUAGCGGAGGAGACAUUAGAGAGUCCGGCUACCCAGGAAGCGUCAACAAUCCACGGAUCAGCGCCAAGCCUGGCCGAACGCGGCCCCAGACUUAGCCAAACGACCAGCGCGGAAAGACGAGCACUUUGGGGCUCGCCAGAGGAAGAUUUGAGUCGAGCUUUCAACCAUUACCGCUGUUUGACAGCCGGAAACGGUCAGCCCACCGACCGACGCCUCCGUCGGCAAUUCAGUCUGGACCGUGAAGACCUGAGUGCUUCAAGACGCUCGCUGCAAAAGCAGAACUCGGCGGGAAGCCCACCAAGAGAGUUGGCACGCAUCGAGGAGGCGGUAACAGCGCCAAAAUCUUUUCCCAGGCCUAACCAAACCACAGACUGAGUCCGCAAUAAAGGGACACUGGUGGAGAUUUUUUCGUGGCAAUGGUGCCAAACUGAAAAGUGAUCUAUAUCUCGCAACUAUCUGAUGAUUUUCUUAUCUCUUGUAAAAAAAACUUCAUGUGAUUGGGUCAGUUGAAUUCGAGGCUGCCGAGAAAUGCUGUAUUUUAAUACUUUUAAAUUACCAAGUUUCUCCAAUUUCGUAUCAUUCCUACUAGCGUCGCAAUUAACAAGGAGGACGCAACUAUUAAUCCGAAAACUAAUGGGGAUUUCUUGCUACCAUUCUACGGAGUUUGAAAUUGGCUUUAAUAAAAUUUCAACCUGGAUAAAAUUUUAUGUUUAAAAAAAUCAAAUUAUAUAAGGGACAAAAGUUUGGCUUUAACAUUCAAAUCCGAAAAGCUGAUGAAAUUAGCAUAAUAUUAUCCUCUACCCAAAUUCCCAAAAAAGCUGUAUUAAAAAUUAGAUCGUAAUUAGCAGCAAAAUGAAGCUAGUUUUAAUGAAAAAAAAAUAUUCUCUACUAUAAGCCGUUACAUUUCUGACCGCGGAUGUUCCAGAAAAAAAAUAACGAAAUUUUUCAAAAGUAUCUCACACAUCUUUCUAGCCGUCUCGCAGAGCAGAUUCCAAAAAUAAUCCGACAGUUCAACCACUGUUCAAGAUAAUUGCGGCAGUUGGGAAUUUCUCUGAAUUGCGGAAGAACCAUAAAAUUUCAUCGUUUUUCUAACACUAUCAAAUGGUAGCCAAAAACCCGAUAGUUUUCGGAUGAACAGGUGCACUCCUCUUGUUAAGAAGCGCGGAGGUGGCACCUUCACCAGGUACUUAGUCUGACUGUGUGAUUCACAAAAGCAAAUAAUCCAAAUAAUGUAAUGUUGUGCUGUUAGAAUCCAUCUAUGUGUUGUAGAAGAUUCAGAAUUUCUAAAAUGUUAAAAGCUCACAAGACUAUUUUUGUGUUGGUCCAUUUUUUGAUAAAGAUUUUGCGUGAAAACUUUUUCACCGCCUUACCACGUAAGAAUGUUAGCCACACAUUAGCCGAAAAUUAAUUUUACUCCCGUGUUGUUGUUUGCAAAGGUGUCCCCUACGCAUCACUCGAAAUAGAUUGUUGUGAGCUAUCGUCAGAUGUUAACGAUAUCAAAACUGCAGUUAUGCCUGCCAGUACUUAAGACAUAUUUAGUUGAGUAAAUCAAAAGCCCCAAGUAGCAAAUCAAAUCUCUGUGGUGAUAAUCAAGAGAGCAAUACUGAAUAACAAGAUAGUUCCUCUCCCGUCUAUCAGUGUUUCAGAGCUUUGUGUCAAAAAGGAACCACCAAUCAAAAUGUGUCUGUCUCAUCCACAAAAAUAAAAUAAAAAAACUAUUU
Molecule: messenger RNA, 5038 nt
Organism: Cloeon dipterum
Lineage: Eukaryota; Metazoa; Arthropoda; Insecta; Ephemeroptera; Baetidae
Product: retinal guanylyl cyclase 2
Exons: 13
Coding region: 138-3692 (1184 amino acids)
Biological process (GO): receptor guanylyl cyclase signaling pathway; protein phosphorylation; cGMP biosynthetic process
Cellular component (GO): plasma membrane
Molecular function (GO): guanylate cyclase activity; peptide receptor activity; protein kinase activity
Source: RefSeq, a predicted model, not a curated record